AUGCAAUUUAGUUCGGAACAUGAUUCACAAGAUCAAAUGCAGUACAAUGAUUCCGAAUGCAUCGAUAUUCCUCAUAUCCUGCGCCUGUUGCACGGUAACUGGACCGGGCUUUAUACCGCUGCCGAAGGUACGCCCGCAGUUCUCGGUCAAACCACGGUGGGCCCAGAGCGUGUGUUCGCGGGCGGUGAGGUGGAUUCUAUGGUUGCUGGAUUCAAUGACGAACCAACUCCCGAGAUACAUCCACAUCCUCAGGGUUCCGGGAAUCCCAAUUUGUGA
This is a messenger RNA of Echinostoma caproni, 276 nucleotides long. The record is from the annotation of a GenBank genome assembly. Lineage: Eukaryota; Metazoa; Platyhelminthes; Trematoda; Plagiorchiida; Echinostomatidae.